Monomorium pharaonis (pharaoh ant) is the source of this 1210-nucleotide messenger RNA. RefSeq lists its product as uncharacterized. The transcript is spliced from 4 exons. Bases 1 to 1092 code for a protein of 363 amino acids. NCBI's taxonomy places the organism in Eukaryota, Metazoa, Arthropoda, Insecta, Hymenoptera, Formicidae. The record is from RefSeq and is a predicted model, not a curated record.
AUGUCAGAUUCGGACUCAGCGAUCAAAAAUCAACAGAAACUGACAGCUUAUUCACGUUGCACGUUUAAUAUCGAUCUGUAUAUUUUCAAAUAUCAAAUAACUUUUUGUUUAUUUGUUUCGAUACAGAUUCUAAUUCCAAAUAGAAGAUUCGCCAAAGAUGAUGCCAAAGACCAGAUUAAAAUGCCGAGCAAGCUUGAAAAAAAAUCCUUUUUGGAUAGAGUUUUGAGUAGAAGAGAAUCUCCUAAUAAAUUAAACAAGAAGCAUCACUGCAAGAGCAAAGUUUCAUCGAAUUCCUCAUUAUCUUUGGAUAAAGAAAAAUUGCACACCUAUGACGAUGUGUCCGAUUUAACGUCGAAUCAAUUCUUAGCGAAAUUUUUAACGGACGAAAAGGAAGAAUUACCGGAAUAUAAUUGUCCUCCUCCACCCAGGCCAAUUUAUGAAAUAAAAUCGCUCACAGAAAAUCAAAAUUCCGAAACUCGACAAGUUUACGACGAUGUUAACAUCUGCCAAGAACGACGUAUUAAAAAUAAUGAGGAAAUAAUCUUGCAACUGACACGGGAUUCAUGUAUAAAAGCAAACGAAGCUGUAUGUAUUACGACGUACUACACGAAACCGGAAAUGAACGACAAUCAUGCCCCAAAAGAGACGGAACAUUAUCAAUCCCCGAAAAGUAGAAACUGUAUUCACGACACUGCGAAGAUGGAACAGAAUGAAGAGUUGUACGACGACAUAGCGCUAUGGGCUGAUUUUACGGCGCGACAAAGAGACAUUGAAACAUCAGGAAAGAAAGAAAGUGAAGAUCCUAAUUCAGUCUUUUCUGAUAAGAAGGCUUGGAAUCGAUUUGCUAUUAAUAGAAAAUUACGAGUCACAAGCGAUUUUAAUUGCUCCAGUGAGACAAAUAGACGAGGCGAUAGCGUUGAUAAUGAAGGAGUGGAAGAAAUAGAGUCACCCGAGAAUAAUGGGCUAGCGGUUAAAAGAAACACUUUUUUAAAAUUGAUCAACAGAAUGGAAAAUUCUUUUGCUAAAGUUUCCGCAAGAAGUCCGUCUUCGUUCUCGACAGGCAAAUCAAAUACAUCGAGUAAUAACUCGUAAAGAUCGUAUCAAACUUGCGGGCAAAAAAGAAUCUCUUUAUAGCUUUAAGCAAUAAACCAAAGAUAAAUGUACAUGUGAAUGUAAACCAAAUGUAAAUUUAAUAUAUAAUUCUUUCUUU